Spirodela intermedia is the source of this 931-nucleotide messenger RNA. NCBI's taxonomy places the organism in Eukaryota, Viridiplantae, Streptophyta, Magnoliopsida, Alismatales, Araceae. The record is from the annotation of a GenBank genome assembly.
AUGACAUUCUUAUACCCAAGAUCAUCAUGGAGAAGAGAUUACCUAGAGCGCAUCAAGAUCAUCACAAAUAAAGCAUCACUUGGCCUAGGACUGACACACAAUGAGGUUUGUGUAAGAUUCAGAUUUGGAGCGUCUUUAUAAUCCUCUUCAUAGAUAGAUUAACUUUAAUUUCGAACUAGUUUUAUCAUUUAUUCUUUUAUUCUAUUCUAUUAGAUCUAUUCUCUCCCCUUUGUCAUGCUUUUCAUAACUCUUGUCUUCACCCUUUUGCAUUUAAUUCUGUCCUUCACAAUCUCAUGUAUAUAUAUAUCUAUAUAAGAAAUAAAAUAAGUAGAAUUUAUACUCUCAUUACCCACGCUCUUUGAGGAUCAACCUUACUUAUCUUAAAUAGAAGAGUAAGGUUUUAUAAAUAUUAUUCGCAUGAACUUGGUUGCAUCAUGAUGACAUAUUUAACCUCCAAUUCGAGUUCAUCAAUAGGACAUAGACAGCUACAAGUGAAUCAACUAAGGUCGUGUUGGCAUCGGUCGGUGUGUUCAGUAGAGGUGCAGAAGAGUUCGAGUCAACCAUGAUGUCAAGUUGUUGUGGUACAAGGGAGAAGUUGUCAAGUGAGAAGAUGAAUAGUCUCCUCCCACGGGUGAGGAGAGUCACCACCUAGAGAUCCGCCGACUGAAGAUGGGAGAUCUGCCAGCUAGGAGAUUCAGCUAAAGACAAGAGGUUUUGACGCUCGAGGCGUCUGGAGGUGACGCUUGGGGCAUCAAAAUGCAAUGCUCGGAGCACCGAGAGUCAUCGCACAAGGCUUCAGGAGGUGACACGUUAGGCAUUAGGAGGUGACACUCGGGGCAUCAGAAGACAAUGCACAAAGCACCGUGAGUUGAUGCACGGGGCAUCCGAGUUCAAUGCACAAGGCGUUAGAAAAGCUAGUGAUGUGACUUAG